AUGUCUGACAAGGUCGACACCGGUUCCGCAGGCGGCAGUACCUCGAACGGCGCCGCUCCCCAGUUCACCGAGCGUGAGCUCCAACUGCUUGGAUGGGCUAUGCAGUCGCUCAAGUCUGGUCCUCCGGAGAUCGACUACGAGAAGCUGGCCAAGUUCGCCAGCAUGUCGAACCCCCGCUCGGCCAGCAACGCCUGGGCCAAGAUCAAGAGCAAGCUCAUGACGAGCUCCGACGGCACUGUCGCCGCCACUCCCAAGAAGGGCGGCGCAAAGAGGAAGGCCGAAGAUGGUGGGGAGGGUACGCCCAAGAAGACGCCCCGCAAGCGCGCCGCCAAGAAGCAGGACGUCGAUGGUGCUGGUGAUGCUUCGCCCAAGAAGAAGGGUCGCGCUGCUGCUAAGAAGGUUUCUGACGAUGAGGCUGACAACGUCAAGACCGAGUCCGACGACUCUGCUGACACGAAGUCCGCCGUUACCGCCAAGGAGGAGCCUAUCGAGGACGAGGUCUAG
Messenger RNA from Dothidotthia symphoricarpi CBS 119687, 504 nucleotides. RefSeq lists its product as uncharacterized. The transcript has 3 exons. Lineage: Eukaryota; Fungi; Ascomycota; Dothideomycetes; Pleosporales; Dothidotthiaceae. The record is from RefSeq and is a predicted model, not a curated record. The coding region runs from base 1 to 504 and encodes 167 amino acids.